AUGGCUAUGAUGUGGAGCAUGGCAAAAUCUGUGCGUCACGAUGUUGGAGGGGAUGACCAUGGAUGGAACACCAAUAUUAACAUGACAAAAUGGUCAUCGGACAAACACUUUCAUUUGAAUGAAUGGCUAUUCUUUGGAUAUGAUAGGCAUUUCUUCAGUGUGUUGGAGGUGAACAAGACAAGCUAUGAAAACUGCAUAGAUAGUGGAUUCAUCAAGAACAUAACAACAGGUGUCGGAAGAGAAGUUUUUCAGUUGAGUGAGGCCAAGACCCAUUACUUCAUAAGCGGAGGAGGUUUCUGUCAGCGCGGAGUGAAGGUCGCAAUCGAUGUUAAUGAACAUGUUGCACCAGCUCCUCAGCCUACUCCCCACAAAAGUUCAGCGACUUCAAACAUUCAAAUCUACCACUCACUUGCUGUGCUCAUCUUAAUCUUCAUGUGCACCAACUUCUUGGUAUAA
Medicago truncatula (barrel medic) is the source of this 456-nucleotide messenger RNA. RefSeq names its product lamin-like protein. Gene Ontology annotation, cellular component: plasma membrane. Gene Ontology annotation, molecular function: electron transfer activity. The record is from RefSeq and is a predicted model, not a curated record. NCBI's taxonomy places the organism in Eukaryota, Viridiplantae, Streptophyta, Magnoliopsida, Fabales, Fabaceae. Bases 1 to 456 code for a protein of 151 amino acids. The transcript has 2 exons.